AUGAAGGCCCUAAUUCUUGUCGGCGGUUUUGGUACCCGCCUUCGCCCUCUCACCCUCACUAUGCCGAAGCCGCUGGUUGAGUUCUGCAACAAGCGGAUGAUCCUGCACCAGAUCGAGGCUCUGGCCGAUGCUGGUGUUACCGACAUCGUCUUGGCCGUCAACUACCGGCCUGAGAUUAUGGAGAAGUAUCUCGCUGAGUACGAGAAGCAAUUCGGUAUCAACAUCACCAUUUCUAUCGAGAGCGAACCGCUAGGUACGGCUGGUCCCCUGAAGCUCGCCGAGCAUGUUCUGCGGAAGGACGACUCGCCAUUCUUCGUGCUCAAUUCCGACAUCACAUGCGAGUACCCGUUCAAGGAGCUGGCUGCCUUCCACAAGUCGCACGGCGACGAGGGCACCAUUGUUGUGACCAAGGUGGAGGAGCCGUCCAAGUACGGUGUCGUGGUGCACAAGCCAGGCCACCCGUCCAAAAUCGACCGCUUCGUCGAGAAGCCCGUAGAGUUCGUGGGCAACCGCAUCAAUGCUGGUAUUUACAUCCUCAACACAUCGGUGCUCGACCGCAUCGAGCUGCGCCCGACCUCGAUCGAACAGGAGACCUUCCCGGCAAUGGUUCGCGAUGGGCAACUACACUCGUUUGACCUUGAGGGCUACUGGAUGGACGUCGGCCAGCCUAAGGACUUCCUGACGGGCACUUGUCUGUACUUGACGUCGCUCGCCAAGAAGGGCUCCCCGUUGCUGACGCCACCGACGGAGCCCUUCGUCUAUGGAGGCAACGUCAUGAUCGACCCCUCGGCCAAGAUCGGGAAGAACUGCAAGAUCGGUCCCAAUGUAGUUAUUGGCCCCGAUGUAGUCGUUGGCGACGGUGUGCGCCUGCAGCGCUGUGUGCUGCUGGCCGGCUCUAAGGUCAAGGACCACGCCUGGGUCAAGAGUACCAUUGUUGGCUGGAACAGCACCGUCGGCAGGUGGGCGCGCCUUGAGAACGUGACUGUUCUCGGCGACGACGUCACCAUUGCCGAUGAGGUGUACGUCAACGGCGGUAGCAUUCUGCCCCACAAGACCAUCAAACAGAAUGUCGACUCGCCCGCCAUUAUCAUGUAA
Messenger RNA from Thermochaetoides thermophila DSM 1495, 1095 nucleotides. RefSeq lists its product as uncharacterized. The transcript has 4 exons. Gene Ontology annotation, biological process: GDP-mannose biosynthetic process; cell wall mannoprotein biosynthetic process. The record is from RefSeq and is a predicted model, not a curated record. Gene Ontology annotation, molecular function: mannose-1-phosphate guanylyltransferase (GTP) activity; GTP binding. NCBI's taxonomy places the organism in Eukaryota, Fungi, Ascomycota, Sordariomycetes, Sordariales, Chaetomiaceae. Bases 1 to 1095 code for a protein of 364 amino acids. Gene Ontology annotation, cellular component: cytoplasm.